CUCGUUGGCGCUAGUGUCGCAAGUCGCAACUUGUUUUACAAGAGAAAGAAGAAUAAGAAGAACAGUUUUUGCAAGCGGGGCAUAUUUUUGAUCCCGUAAUUUUCAAAGCAUUUUUUCACAUUUUUAAACCAUCAUGGGGGUACCUAAAUUUUUUCGCUAUAUCAGCGAAAGGUACCCAAGUCUCAAUGAACUUGUGCGGGAGAAUCAAAUUCCUGAAUUUGAUAAUCUCUAUCUGGACAUGAAUGGCAUCAUUCACAAUUGCUCCCAUCCCGAUGACAGCAAUGUGCACUAUCGCAUCUCAGAGGAACAAAUUUUCAAGUCCAUCUUUCACUAUAUCGACGUGCUGUUCCGAAUCAUUCAGCCGCGUAAGUUGAUGUUCAUGGCCAUCGAUGGCGUUGCUCCGAGGGCCAAGAUGAACCAACAACGUGGUCGGAGGUUCCGUACGGCCAAGGAGGCCGAACUACAGGAGGCCAAAGCACGCGAAAAGGGCGAGAAAUUGCCAGAUGAAGCUCGUUUUGACAGCAACUGCAUCACUCCCGGAACUCCCUUCAUGGCACGUCUGCAGAAGGCACUGAAGUUCUUUGUGAAGCAGAGAAUUAGUCAGAGUGAUAUUUGGCAGAAAUGCCGUGUAAUUCUGAGUGGACAUGAAACCCCGGGAGAGGGUGAGCACAAGAUUAUGGAAUACAUCAGAUUCUUGAAGUCCAAGCCAGACUGGGAUCCCAAUACUCGACACUGCCUCUAUGGUCUCGAUGCUGAUCUGAUUAUGCUAGGUCUGUGCACACACGAACAGCACUUUUCUCUCCUCCGGGAAGAAGUCAAAUUUGGCAAGAAUGCCAAGCAUGCUGCUUCAGUGGACAGCACAAGGUUCUACCUGCUUCACCUGGGACUUCUCAGGGAGUACAUUGAAAUGGAAUUUGACUGCCUCAAGAAAUCCCUACCCUUUCCCUUUGACAUUGAAGCCAUUGUGGAUGAUUGGGUGCUCAUGGGAUUCCUGGUGGGAAACGAUUUCAUUCCAAAUCUUCCCAAUCUGCAUAUCAAUAAGAAUGCCCUUCCGGACAUCUAUGCCACGUACAAGAGUGUCCUCCCUACUCUCGAUGGCUACUUAAAUGACAGCGGGAAGCUGAAUCUGGCCAGAUUGGAAGUGUUUCUGGCCAAACUGGGACAGAAAGACAGGGAUUACUUCAAUGAUAAUUACGAUGAUUUGAAGUAUCCAAAGGCGCUAACAAAUGGCUUUGACGAAUUUGAUUCGGAGGAUUCUGAGAGCGAUCUCAUUGGAUUUGACUUCCCGGAUGAUCUGGCGAAAUUGGCCAAGCAGACUGAGGAACAGCUUGGAAUAACAAGUGAUUCGGAUGAUGAUGAUGAAGAGGCGAUAUUCGAGAAGAAUUUUUUCAAAUACAAAAGGGCAUAUUAUAUAAAUAAGCUCAAGUAUCCUGAUAUGACAGAGGAUGUUUUAAAAGAGCAAACUUACUGCUACAUUUCGGCUCUUCAGUGGACCCUUUUCUACUACUAUCGUGGUAUUGUGUCCUGGGGUUGGUUCUAUCCGCAUCACUAUGCACCAUUUGUCAGUGAUUUGAAGAAUUUUAGGGGGAUGAAAUUGAAGUUUGAGAUGGGAAGGCCAUUUUUGCCAUUUGAACAACUUUUGGCUGUUUUACCAUCGGCCAGUAAGUCUCAUUUACCCCCGGCAUAUCAGGGUUUAAUGACGGAUCCCAGAAGUGAUAUCAUUGAUUACUAUCCGACGGAAUUUGAGACGGAUUUGAAUGGGAAACGUCAAGAUUGGGAGGCUAUUGUUCUCAUUCCGUUUAUCAAUGAGGAACGUUUGCUGAAGGCAAUGAGUGAGUGCCAUAAAAAUCUCACUGAUGAAGAAAUUGAGAGGAAUACCCAUGGACCAAUGCUCCAGUAUGAUUAUGUGCCAGAGAAUCAGGGAUCGUGUGAGGGGCCAGGAAAUGAGAAAAUCCAUGCGGUUUAUGCUAGAGAAACUCUCGUGGAGAGGGCAGAUAUUCAUGUUCCAUCUGAUCGAAUGGUGCUAAAAAUGUCUGAAAAAACUCUCAAAGGUGUUCACUUUCCGGGAUUCCCAACCACAAAGCAUUUGCAGUACACGUCGAAGCUUGAAAUGGCCAGAGUUAAGGUUUUUGAGCAGCCUAGUAUGAAUGAGAGUAUGAUCAUUCAUUUGAAUUCGCAAUCGAACAAUCUUGAUCAGAAUAUCAAAGAUUUGGCCAGGAAGUUGGUUGGCAAGGAAGUCUUCAUUGGAUGGCCUCACUUGGUUGAAGCCAAAGUGACUGCAGUGUCCAAUGAGAUGGUCAGAUAUGGAGCAAAUGAGAAGGUGGAAGAUCAUGAUUUUCGAGCUUUUCAGAGAGCAAUCUUAGGACUCCAUGAUCACAAUAAACAAAGGCUGGGAAUUGAAAUUGGCGAGACGACAAAACUUGUUCAUGUGCUUCCCAUUGAGUCUAGGGAGUACAUUUUUGGGCCACAUGGUGUGAUGACAUUGAAAAAAGUCUGGUCAAGAAUUGAACAAUCGUAUCCACUUCAGGCAAUUGUCAGCGAUUUGACAGUGCACAAUCCGGACUUUAUGCAGUUCAAGACGGUAGAGCAGGUCUUUCCCAUUGGGGGCACUAUCUUCCUCCUCAGCACACCGCAAUAUGGAUGCAAAGGCGAAGUGAUUGAUACUUCAACGGUAGCCAAAAAUGAAAGAAUUCGAGUGUUACUGAGUGUCUUCCCUGAGCCCGAAUUUCCCGAUCUUAUUCUCAAGCAUCGCAGAUCUUCUGAGAAGUAUCUGUCGUGUUUGAAGGCUGCUACAGAAAUUGGUAUCAUCCCAUCGGUUCUUGGGCAAAUCUCUGGAUCUGUGUUGAUCAUAGGAGGUGCCCGAAGGCCCGUUCACAGUGAGGACAAUGUGAAGAAGGUGAAUGUGGGAUUAUUGAUGCAAUCCAGAAAGGCAAACACCGAAAUUCCAGGUUUCACGAAAAAAAUCCAGGGUCAUUGGUAUUUUAGUCGUGAUGUGAUAAAAAUUGUUUCGGAAUAUCUCAAUAGAUUUCCCAGAUUGUUUAGUUUGUUGGCCGAAAGGAAGAUGGGGGAUAUUUUUGAGGAGGAUUUGCAACCAAAUGAACUCGAUGGGAGUCUUUUGCAGGAGAUGCAGGCAUUUGUUCGGGAACAGCCUCAUUAUAAUAUGGAGAGACAACAGAUUGGUGCUCAGAUGAUUGAGAGGGAAAUUAUUGAGGAGAUGAUUGAGGUUGUGAAUCAGAAUAAGAAGAAUCUCGUUUACAAACAAUUGAAAUUGCAGAUUAAGCCAAAGUUGGUUUAUCGGCCGGGAUUGAUGAAGUUGGGAAAAGGGCCAGAUCCUGAUGUUAUUUUUAAAUUGUUUGAUAGGGUGAUUGUGGCGAGUUCAGCUUAUGGGGUUCCAUUGGGUAUGAAGGGGACAAUUGUGUCAAUUAUUCCGGAAGUUGAUCCAAAUCCAAUUAGAUUUGAAACACAAAAGACGGGAGGGACAAAUUUGAUUGAUGUACUUUUUGAUGAGGAAUUUGAGGCUGGACAAUCACUGUAUGGAUUGGCUCAGGGAAGGGUAUUUCGUGUGCCUGAUUAUGUUUUAAUUAAUAUAACUUAUGGGAGACUGAAGUAUUCGUCCAAGGAUCAAAAACAGCCAAAAGAACAGCAGCAGCAGCAGCAAAGUUCCAGGGAAUUUUAUCCGAAGAAUCCUUUGAAGGUUCAGAUUGAGAAAUCUGAGAGGAUUUCUUCGCCACGGAGUGAAAAACUCCCGGAAAAUCAAUCACCGAAUGUGUCAAGGGUGAAUGGGAAUGUCAAAAACAUAAAAUCGGGAGAGAAGCAAAAGAUUGAGCCUUCUCAGUACAAUGAUAUUUGGACAAAGUUAAAGGAACAAAAGUAUCCAUUGCCUCCUGUCCAUCUGAUUCCGAAGAAAUCGGUGGAACCUAUUUCUGAAGCUAAAGAUGGAUCGGAUUUGUUGAGGAAACUUCUGAAAUUGGACUCAAAACCGGAAGAAGUGGAGGAAAAGAUUAAUGUUCAAGCUCCGGCCAAACUUCCACCACCGCCUCCGCUCUGGAGGCAAGAAGCAGCAGCUACGAAGCCACAGAGUUUUGCAGGAACUCCCCCGGUUGUUGCUCAAAAGACCAUUCCGGAGCCCAAGAAGGAGACACGGAGACCUCAAUCGACUCCACAGAGGCCACCUCCGGUUUUGCAUCCUCCGCCAGUUCCAGGCUUUCAGCCACAAUUAUCGGCAUUUGCCAUGCAUCAGAAAAAACCACCGCUAAUCUAUCCAAUUCCUCCCUUUGCCGGAGCCUUUCCCUGUUGGCAGAUGAGGCCAAAUUAUCCACAGCAACCGCUGAAUUUCUGGCCACAUGCUCGACCACAGGGAAUCCCAAUGAAUAUUAUGCCCAACCAGAGGCCUCCGCCGCAGCAGCAGCAACAGAAUUCGUCAAUUGGUCCUCUGGGAGGACGAAGUGACUUUAUACCCCUGCAGGCGGCUAGGAAGAUUGUGAAACAGAAGAAUCUGCAGCAGCAGUUGAAGGAGACUUUUGAACAGAGAAAUGCUCAACAGAGGCAGAGAGUGGGGCAGAAUCAGGAAGAGAAUAGGCAAAAAUUCACAGCCUUUAUGACCAAGAUUGACAGUGAAGCUGUGAAGGUUGAAAAGGCAGCCACGCCCAAGGAGCCAGAGAUCCCAAAAGUCAAGAAAACACAACCACCGGCACCUCGUCAACCAAGAAUUGCAGCUAAAUUUGAUAUAAGUUCAUAAAAUUUAAGAAGUAAAUUACAAGGACUCCGAGAAGUAUACGUAAAGACACCUGAAGUCCCCCGGAAGAACUGCAUGUAGAAUGUAUAAAAAAAUCGUCGAAUUGUGAAGAAAAACAAAUGUAAGUUUACUAUUGAAUUUUACGUUUACUUGAAA
This is a messenger RNA of Phlebotomus papatasi, 4891 nucleotides long. RefSeq names its product 5'-3' exoribonuclease 1 (gene pcm). The record is from RefSeq and is a predicted model, not a curated record. Bases 134 to 4738 code for a protein of 1534 amino acids. Lineage: Eukaryota; Metazoa; Arthropoda; Insecta; Diptera; Psychodidae. Gene Ontology annotation, biological process: rRNA catabolic process; nuclear-transcribed mRNA catabolic process. Gene Ontology annotation, molecular function: 5'-3' RNA exonuclease activity; RNA binding. Gene Ontology annotation, cellular component: nucleus. The transcript has 7 exons.